UGGCAAACCACAAGACGAGGGCAAGCCCGCACUGAACGUUGCCCAUCGAAGCUCAGAGCGCCAUUGCGCGCGCAGGCCUGCCAUACGCAUUCCUAGCGGAAGAAGCGCUCGCAGGACGUUGUUCGUCCCAAGGAGCUAACAUGUCUCGAUACAAAUUUCGACUUGACGACAUGACCACUCGAGCGUACUCAGGAACGCCGGCGUCAACGUUUCGCAGGGGACGCGCAAUCCGACCACUCUCCAUGUGAUCGAGGACUUGCCAUACCCACGAUAGGGAUCAGCAGUCCGCGUCGCCACAGAAGAUAGCACCACAAGGGCAAUAACGACGCUGCGAAGUGCCCGCUACUGUCGAUCGGGUCGGUGCAUUUCGAGGUUGCAGUGUGCCCUUGGCUUAAUUGACUGGUCGUGCAGUCGAAGAGGAUCGAACCGGCGACCAUUUUGGCGUGUAUGCAACGCUUAUCCAUCUGGCAGGAUGCCCGGUCUCAAGGGCCAUUGAUGCAAGCCUCUAGUACAAUCCAACGGCUAUAGUUCAAAUUUUCAUCUCCACUGCGAACGGCAGUCCCUACCGUCACCAUGUUCGGCAGCCUCGUCUUGUGGAACGCUGCGAUUGCGAUCUGGACGCUCACGUCGCCGUCGUCGAGUCCCGUCAACACACUGGAGGCGACACCGGCGCCGUCGGCACCGCCGGCCGUCGUCGUUGCCCCGACGUCCGCGCCGACGAAUGCCACAAACAAAACGAUCGUCCCAGUGCUCAAGAAGCUCGUGGGCCUAGCCAAGCUGCCACCGUCGCCGCCCGCCAAGCCGCUGCCGUCGACCAUCUCGUGUCCGGCGGGCCGCAAGGUCAAGGCCGGCGACACGGUGUACAUGACGCUCGACGACGGCCCGAGCAUUGGCAGCCGCAAGUACCUCCUCCAAGCGCUCAGCCACAUUUCCGAGAAAAUCACCUUUUACGAAAGCGCGUACAACAUUUGUCCGCAAACGAGCGGCCUCGUGCUCGACUGCGACGACGCGGCCAAGUUGCCGGCCAUCGAGCUCUGGGCGUGGACCAUCAAGCAGGGCCACAUGCUCGCCGCGCAUUCGGACUCGCACCUGUACGACCGGAGCACGGGUUACUGCGCCUAUAUCAAGAUGAGCGAGAUGACCAACGUGCCGCCGCAGUACGCAUCGUGUGGCCGUGACGCGACCGCCGACAUUGUACGGGGCGCGCUGCGCUUCCAAGAAACCAUGGCGCUCGCCGACGACGCGCUCUGGGAAAGCACCGACGAGAAGGCAGCGUACGCCAAGCAAGUCGCCAAUAUGUGGACGUACGCGCGGCUGCCGUGCUCCAACGUGUGGCGCAUGGCGGGCGACUACAAGUUUGACAUAGGCUGGGGCCACGAGACGUCAGCGGCCGAGAAGGCGGCGCGGAUCGGCGUUGCCGAUGCAAUUGCAACCGGCACCAACAAGUGCAAGCCCGAGGCAUUCAUGGGCAAGCCGUGGUUCACGACCGGGUGGGACGUCGAGUGGGCGUGGAAAGAGCUCAAGGACACCCACGCCGAGAUGUGCCGGAUGGUCCAAGUGAUCGAGCACGAGUUCAGCCGGACUGGCCGCGACCCGCGCCGGGGUCAAGCGGUCGUUGUGCUCGGCCACGAUUAUCACUACAACACGCCUGAGAAUGCUGCCAUGUUCCGUGACCUCCUCGUCGAGUUGAAGCUACGGGGGUACGCCAUGGACACGAUCGAUCGCCUAAAAGUGUAAAGAUCGAUGUGUAUGAUGUCGA
Messenger RNA from Saprolegnia diclina VS20, 1759 nucleotides. RefSeq lists its product as hypothetical. Gene Ontology annotation, biological process: carbohydrate metabolic process. The transcript has 2 exons. The record is from RefSeq and is a predicted model, not a curated record. The coding region runs from base 574 to 1737 and encodes 387 amino acids. Lineage: Eukaryota; Oomycota; Saprolegniomycetes; Saprolegniales; Saprolegniaceae.